Molecule: messenger RNA, 1704 nt
Organism: Fusarium verticillioides 7600
Lineage: Eukaryota; Fungi; Ascomycota; Sordariomycetes; Hypocreales; Nectriaceae
Exons: 7
Coding region: 1-1704 (567 amino acids)
Biological process (GO): borate transport; monoatomic ion homeostasis; transmembrane transport
Cellular component (GO): plasma membrane
Molecular function (GO): solute:inorganic anion antiporter activity
Source: RefSeq, a predicted model, not a curated record
AUGUCAAGCCAAAUCGAAGAAAGUGAAUUGCCAGGCAACGCUACACUCAGUAAAGAAAAGACAAACAUGUCGUACUCCUACAACAACAGACGCGGAUGGAGGCGAUGGAGGAUCUUCCAUCCCGGUAGGGGAAUGUACCACGAUAUCAAACGAAGACUUCCCUACUACCCAAGCGAUAUCACCGACGCCUUCACCUACAGAACCGUCGCCAGUACAGUCCGAAUGUAUUUUGUCAAUCUUCUACCCGCUAUAGCCUACACUCUCGACAUGUAUCGCCGAACAGGCCAAUUCUACGGCAUCAACGAAGCUCUGUUCUCUUCCGCCAUGGCAGCCAUUGUCUUCAGCCUAUUAAGUGCUCAGCCUCUCACCAUCGUUGGCGUCACUGGCCUUAUCUCGUUAUUCAACUUUACCAUCUACGACAUUAUCAGCAUGUACGAUGUUUCCAUCUACCCACAGUUCAUGGCUUGGACGGGUAUCUGGGCUGCAAUAUUUCACUGGCUAGCUGCCAUCUUCAACACGUGCGAUUACAUGCGCUACGUGACGGACUUUUCUAGCGAGUCGUUUGGCAUGUAUGUUGGCAUCAUAUAUAUCAUCAAGGGCGUCGAAGAGCUUGUCAAUGAGUUUGACAAAGGCGGUCAGGGACCAGGGUACUUAGCCUGUCUGAUUGCCAUUCUCUACUUUGGCACUGUCUACGGUCUUGAGAAAAUAGGCUCGAGCACGAUCUGGAAGCCAAGUGUUCGCACAGUACUCGCAGACUAUGCUUAUGUAUUCGGAACUAUAUUCUGGAUUGGCUUUUCUCACUUCCCUGGUAAUAUCAAGUCAACGCACAUUGAACGGGUGCCUGUCACCAGAGCAUUCUACCCCACUCAGUCUAGAAGCUGGCUCAUUGACUUUUGGAACUUGGAAGUCGGAUGGGUCUUUGUAGCCAUGCCGUUCGGCCUUUUAACAAUGCUCUUAUUCUACUAUGACCACAACGUCAGUAGCAUCACGGCACAGGCUCGACAGUAUCCCCUUAAGAAGCCCGGUGGAUUCCACUGGGACUUUUUCCUUCUGGGUUGUACAACUUUUCUGUCUGGUAUUCUUGGCCUGCCAAUGCCCAAUGGCCUUGUUCCGCAGCAGGCACCUGUUCAUACCGACUCUUUGACUGUCUACGAAACUGAUCUUGAGAUCAUUCCCACGUCUGGAGGGGAGGAUCGGGAAAUACGCCGUCCCAUUGUGCGAGCCACGGCGGUAGUUGAACAGCGUGUGUCACACUUCUUGAUGGGCUUAGGGUUGUGGGGUUCCAUCGAAUCGAAUGGCAUACUCCAGAAGUUUAUCUAUCUCCAAUCAGAGCAACGCUUUAUCCAACGCGACGAACCCAUCAUUCUAGUACGCCGACGAAAGGUAUCUCUUUAUAUCGCAUUGCAAUUCAUCGGUGUGGCAGCCUGCGUCGCCAUAUCGCAUACGAUUGCAGCGAUAGGAUUUCCGGUUCUCAUUAUUCUCAUGAUUCCUCUUCGUAUUCUUGUCGUUCCACGAUGGUUCACGUUGAAAGAGCUGCAGAUUCUGGAUGACUUCACGGCGACUAACAAGACCGUGUUGGCCAGUCUAGGUGGAAAGCCAAUCCUGCCAGAGGACUCGAAGGUUGAGGAUUGGGGCCUAGAGAGGCGAGAGAGUGAGGCUCGACACGGAGUGCCACGCCAACGUGCUGGAAGUCUCCACCGAUAA